This is a messenger RNA of Gossypium raimondii (Peruvian cotton), 2721 nucleotides long. RefSeq names its product cation/H(+) antiporter 20. Bases 91 to 2610 code for a protein of 839 amino acids. Lineage: Eukaryota; Viridiplantae; Streptophyta; Magnoliopsida; Malvales; Malvaceae. The record is from RefSeq and is a predicted model, not a curated record. Gene Ontology annotation, cellular component: endomembrane system; membrane. The transcript is spliced from 4 exons. Gene Ontology annotation, molecular function: antiporter activity. Gene Ontology annotation, biological process: proton transmembrane transport; regulation of pH.
CAUCUUUCAUUCCUUCCUUCCACACCAUUACUGCAUGUGAUCAACAAAUUAAAUUGACCCAAAGUUAUCCCCCUCCCCCCAAAAAAAAAAAUGGGUGUUAACUUGACCUCCAUUAAGACCUCAUCAAAUGGAGCUUGGCAAGGUGAUAAUCCUCUCGAUUUUGCCUUCCCAUUGUUAAUAGUUCAAACCACUUUGAUUCUUGUCCUUAGCCGUUUCCUUGCUUUUCUUCUCAAACCCCUCCGCCAACCCAAAGUCAUUGCUGAAAUUGUUGGGGGGAUUCUGCUUGGGCCCUCAGCUUUUGGUCGAAACAAAGACUACUUGCAUCGGAUAUUUCCAUCAUGGAGUAUGCCCAUACUGGAAACCGUGGCAAGCAUUGGUCUUCUUUUCUUCCUUUUCCUUGUAGGUCUCGAGUUGGAUUUAAGCUCUAUUCGUCGAACCGGCAAGAGAGCCUUCGGCAUAGCACUUUCCGGGAUAUCCCUUCCAUUCAUCUGCGGCAUAGGCGUUGCCUUUGUUAUUAGAAAAACCGUUGAAGGAGCUGACAAAGUCGGCUUCGGCCAGUUUCUUGUUUUCAUGGGAGUCGCACUCUCCAUCACCGCUUUCCCCGUUCUCGCCCGAAUAUUAGCUGAGCUCAAAUUGUUAACAACGCAAUUGGGAGAAAUCGCCAUGGCAGCCGCCGCAUUCAACGAUGUCGCUGCAUGGAUUUUAUUAGCUUUAGCUGUUGCUCUUGCUGGCGAUGGCCCUGGUGAACAGAAAAGCCCCUUAAUAUCAGUAUGGGUCCUCCUCUCGGGUGUUGCUUUUGUCGUUUUUAUGAUGAUCGUAAUCCGACCCGCCAUGAAAUGGGUCGCUCGCCGAUGCUCACCCGAAAGAGAUGUCGUCGAUGAGGCAUAUAUUUGUUUAACAUUAGCUGGUGUAAUGGUAUCCGGAUUCAUGACCGACCUGAUCGGGAUCCAUUCCAUCUUUGGUGCCUUUAUUUUCGGACUAACGAUUCCUAAAGAAGGAGAAUUUGCAGAGAGAUUGAUAGAGAGGAUUGAAGAUUUCGUGUCAGGUCUGCUCCUUCCGCUGUACUUCGCGUCCAGCGGGUUGAAAACCGACGUCGCUAAAAUCAGCGGUGGGAGGGCUUGGGGACUACUGAUGCUGGUUAUAUCGACGGCUUGCGCGGGCAAAAUUAUAGGGACAUUCGCGGUGGCUCUGAUGUUUAAAAUGGCGGUGAGAGAGUCGUUGGCGCUUGGCGUUUUGAUGAAUACAAAAGGCUUGGUUGAACUCAUCGUCCUCAACAUCGGCAAGGAGAAGCAGGUACUUAAUGAUGAGGUUUUUGCUAUACUAAUUCUAAUGGCACUCGUCACCACCUUUAUCACAACCCCAACCGUUAUGGCUAUUUACAAACCGGCUCGUGGUUCGUCCGCUCUUACUCACCGGAAAUUACGUGACUUGACCAACACCGAUGAGUCAAAAGACGAGCUUAGGAUCUUGGCUUGCCUCCAUGGCCUUGGCAACGUACCCUCCAUCAUCACCCUCAUUGAGUCAACACGAAGUACCAAAAAAUCCCAACUCAAACUUUUUAUUAUGCACCUUGUGGAACUCACCGAACGUUCUUCUUCAAUCAUCUUGGUCCAUCGUGCUCGGAGGAAUGGACUUCCUUUCGUUAACAGACUUCGAAGGGGUGUGUGGCACGACCGAGUUACUGGAGCUUUCCAAGCCUACAGUCAACUGGGUCGAGUCUCGGUCAGACCCACAACAGCCAUCUCUGCAUUGUCUACCAUUCACGAGGAUAUUUGCCAUGUGGCCGAGACCAAAAGGGUGACGAUGAUCGUCUUGCCUUUCCACAAACAACAAUGGACGGGAGAAGGUGAUGAGCAGACGGUAGAAAAUGUGGGCCACGGGUGGAGACUGGUUAACCAAAGGGUGCUAAAGAACGCACCAUGUUCGGUUGCAGUGCUCGUGGACCGUGGGUUCGGGAACGGAGCCCUGACCCCUGGGCCCACUGCCACUACUACAGCUCAAAGUGUUUGCAUAUUGUUUUUUGGUGGAGCUGAUGAUCGUGAGGCUUUGGAGUUAGGUGGUAGAAUGGCUGAGCACCCAGCAGUGAAAGUGACCAUUGUAAGGUUCGUCGAAAACGAAGGAUCGGAAAGAAAUGGUGUAUUGUUGAGACCUUCAGCAAGCAAGUCGAAUGAAAAGAAUUAUAGCUUCUGCACUGCCAAAUUGAACCCUGAAAAAGAAAAGGAAUUAGAUGAGGCUGUAAUAGCAGAAUUCAAAAGUAAAUGGGAUGGAAUGGUGGGGUAUACAGAGAAGACAGCAUGUAACAUCAUUGAUGAUGUGUUAGGACUGGGACAAUGUGGGGAUUAUGAUCUCAUAGUCGUCGGGAAAGGGAGGUUUCCAUCACCUAUGGUGGCAAAAUUAGCAGACCACCAAGUCGAGCAUCCGGAAUUAGGACCUGUAGGAGACUUGUUGGCCUCAUCGAGUCACCGUGUUUUAUCGUCGGUGCUGGUAAUUCAACAGCACGAUCCGACACAUACUGAGGAGACACCAGCAACCAAAGUAGCUCAAGAUGACGAUGACGAGCUUAAAGGCGAAGUAACAUCAGGUGUGGGAGAAAUUUCAAAGGUCGUGUAAAUUACAAAUUUAUAAUGAUAUGGUAAUGGUAUAUGUUUGAGUUGUAUGACCCAAAUUCUAAGAGAUUAUUUACAAGUCAAGUUAAAUAAAAUAUAUUUUCUUUCUAGAAAA